Messenger RNA from Alnus glutinosa, 2557 nucleotides. Its product is annotated as pentatricopeptide repeat-containing protein At3g04760, chloroplastic. The record is from RefSeq and is a predicted model, not a curated record. The transcript has a single exon. Gene Ontology annotation, molecular function: protein binding. Bases 199 to 1974 code for a protein of 591 amino acids. Lineage: Eukaryota; Viridiplantae; Streptophyta; Magnoliopsida; Fagales; Betulaceae.
GAAAUCCCAUGGAAUCUCCAAUUGGAUAACGGUUACAAGGACUCUGAAAACCAACCGGCACAUUGAACAACGCCCAAGUGGUGGUUAUACACACAUGUUUCAGCCUCAGGUACUUUCUUUCUCUCUUCUUCUCUUAGAUUUUCUGCAAAAAAUGUGGGUCCAUGAGCACCACUGAAGCACAGCACAAAGCCAUUUUCAAUGACAACAAUUUCCACUGAGGUUUGGCCUCAGACCCUCCCUUUCACCACCCGACUGAAACCCACCGCACAUUCACAUCAAAGCAUUGUCGUGAGUUGCAGAGUCCCUAACGCCAACGACAAGAGUCACGGCUCCAGAAACCCACAACAGGUUAGCGCUUCUGCUGAAACGAGGCCAACCUAUUUGCAAAAUGUUGAUUUCAAAGAGACCCAUUUGAUGAAAGUCCUCAAUAGGUCCUGCAAAGCAGGCCACUACAAAGAGUCACUCUACUUUCUUGACUGCUUGGUUAACAAGGGCUACAAGCCUGAUGUUAUUCUUUGUACAAAGCUCAUUAAGGGGUUCUUCAACUUAAGAGAUAUCCAAAAAGCCGUAAGGGUUAUGCAAAUCUUGGAAAAACAUGGUGAACCGGAUGUUUUCGCGUAUAAUGCAGUGAUUAGUGGGUUUUGCAAGGCUAAUCAGAUUGAAUCCGCGAACAAAGUGCUUGAUCGAAUGAGACAUAGGGGAUUUUUGCCUGAUGUUGUUACAUAUAAUAUAAUGAUUGGGAGUCUAUGCAGUAGGGGAAAGCUUGACUUAGCUUUGAAGGUCAUGGAUCAGUUAUUGAAAGAUAAUUGCAAGCCAACUGUGAUUACUUACACAAUUUUGGUUGAGGCAACCAUUCUUGAAGGUGGGAUUGAUGAAGCUAUGAAGCUUUUGGACGAGAUGCUAUCAAGAGGGCUUCGACCCGACAUGCAUACUUACAAUGCGAUCAUUAGGGGUAUGUGCAAGGAAGGGAUGGUGGAUCGUGCUUUUGAGUUUGUUAGGAGCUUAAGUUCCAAGGGUUGUGAGCCUGGUGUAGUCACUUACAAUAUUUUGUUAAGGGUACUUUUAAAUCGUGGGAAAUGGGAUGAGGGGGAGAAACUAGUUAGCGAAAUGAUUUCAAGAGGUUGUGAGCCGAAUGUUGUUACUUUUAGCAUUUUAAUUAGCUCGCUCUGCCGUGAUGGUAAUAUUGAGGAGGCUGUGAAUGUAUUGAAGGUUAUGAAGGAAAAGGGAUUGACUCCGGACGCUUAUAGUUACGAUCCAUUGGUUUCUGCAUUCUGCAAAGGAGGCAGAUUAGAUUUGGCAAUAGAAUUCUUGAAUUACAUGAUCUCUGAUGGUUGCUUGCCAGAUAUUGUGAACUACAACACAAUCAUGGCCACUUUAUGUAAGAAUGGAAAUGCUGAUCAGGCUUUGGAAAUCUUCGGGAAGCUAGGGGAAGUAGGUUGUCCUCCUGAUGUGAGUUCUUACAACACAAUGUUCAGUGCACUAUGGAGUUGUGGGGACAGAGUUAGGGCUUUAGGAAUGAUAUCAGAGAUGGUGAGCAAAGGGAUUGGUCCUGACGAGAUUACUUACAAUUCACUUAUAUCGUGUUUGUGCAGAGAUGGUAUGGUGGAUGAUGCGAUUGGGUUGUUGGUAGAUAUGGACAGUAGUGGGUUUAAGCCAACAGUCGUCAGUUAUAAUAUCGUUAUUCUUGGAUUGUGCAAGGCUCACAGAACUGAUGAUGCCAUUGAAGUGCUCGCAGCAAUGCUUGAAAAGGGAUGCCAGCCGAAUGAAACUACUUACAUUAUGUUGGUUGAAGGGAUUGGUUUUGCAGGGUGGCGAGUUGAAGCUAUGGGUUUGGCUAAUUCCCUUUUCAGAUUGGGCGCUAUACAUGAAGAAUCAUUAAAACGGUUGAACAAGACCUUUCCCAUGCUUGAUGUUUACCAAGGGCUCACCUUUUCUGACAUUAAGAAAGUUUCUGAUGAUCUACCUUCGACAUAGUCCGAUUUUAUUAUUGGGUUCUUCUAACGGGAUCUUGUUCUCUUAUGUUCAAUGAUAUUCCCUUGGUUAUUAUCUCUCUCUUUCCAAACAUUCUGGGAAGAAAAUGUUUUGUCAGAUAGACAUCAUGACCAGUGGAGAAACAAAUCUAUGAUCGCUUUGACGACGGAAGCUUUUGGACCUUGCAAAAAGUAAUGAGAUAUGUUCAAUGCGAAGAAACUUAACGUUGAAUCGCAUUCAAAUGAAAUGUUGUAUCCUUAGAAAUUGAAUUCUAACUGGCCAGUUGACAUGAUGAGAAAUGGAAUAGGCUUGCAGACGAAGCAAAAAGGGAGAGCAGAAUUGAAGAAGGAUAUUAUCAGGCCCGGCAGGAUAGUUUUGGCUUGUAGCUUUGCAUAAUUGGCAGGCAAAUCACCACAUACCUUCAAUUUUGGCAUCACUGAGCUAGGGACAGCUUUAUAAGAUAUCACAGAUGAAGAAUGAUGGAGUAUAUCUUAAUCUGUUUCAGAUGCUUGUAUGUACUUUUGUGAAUCUUACAAAUUAUCUCUGCAUUAUAUCAAUUACAUAACAAAUUGUUGGAAGUUUUGCU